This is a messenger RNA of Seriola aureovittata, 6719 nucleotides long. It is a transcript of the gene mettl1, whose product is annotated as methyltransferase 1, tRNA methylguanosine. NCBI's taxonomy places the organism in Eukaryota, Metazoa, Chordata, Actinopteri, Carangiformes, Carangidae. The transcript has 6 exons. Gene Ontology annotation, cellular component: tRNA methyltransferase complex. Gene Ontology annotation, biological process: tRNA methylation; RNA (guanine-N7)-methylation. The coding region runs from base 130 to 852 and encodes 240 amino acids. The record is from RefSeq and is a predicted model, not a curated record. Gene Ontology annotation, molecular function: tRNA (guanine(46)-N7)-methyltransferase activity.
GCGACUGACAACCGGUGGUGAACUGGAAACCAACGUGACUCUGUAGCAGUACACGUUCCUGUGUUUAUUUAAUAUUUACGUGACAGACUGAACAUUUUGUCGAGAGUAAAGUUUGUAUUUUAAUCCAACAUGACGUCAAUGCCGCAGAAGCGAUACUACAGACAGCGAGCGCAUUCAAACCCGAUGGCUCACCACACGUUUGACUAUCCUUUGUGUCCGGAGGACAUGGACUGGUCCGAGCUGUAUCCAGACUUCUUCACUGGAGACCUGUGUGAGAAAGAGACCCCGCGAGUAGAGUUUGCAGACAUUGGAUGUGGAUACGGGGGGCUUUUAGUGGCGUUAUCUCCACUUUUCCCAGACAAGCUUAUGCUGGGCAUGGAGAUCCGGGUCAAAGUGUCGGAUUACGUCCAGGAUCGUAUCCAAUCAUUGCGUGCCUCUGAACCUGGAAGCUACCAGAACAUCGCCUGCAUUCGUAGUAAUGCAAUGAAGUACCUCCCCAACUUCUUCUGUAAAGGACAGCUCAGUAAGAUGUUCUUCCUCUUCCCUGACCCGCACUUUAAGAAGACCAAGCACAAAUGGAGGAUCAUUAGUCCCACGUUGCUGGCAGAGUAUGCCUACACACUGAGAGUCGGGGGUUUGGUGUAUACCAUCACAGAUGUGGAGGAAGUCCACCUCUGGAUGGUGAAGCACUUCACUGAACAUCCACUGUUUACACGUGUCCCUGAUGAAGAACUGGUUGGCGACGUCAUCAUAACUCGUUUGGGUACGUGUACAGAAGAAGGAAAGAAAGUGCAGAGAAACGGAGGGAAGAAUUUCCUCGCAGUUUUCCGGAGGAUUGAGGAUUCAAACUAAGACCAAACAGUUUGGACGUGCAGGAAGCUGGAAUAAUGGUCUUACGCAGUCAUUCAGACACAGACUGCAUGGGUGAUACUGCUCUGUGGAGAGGCUGUGGUUUGUUCCCCAGGCAGAUGAACAGUGGUGUUUUUUAUUUUAUUUUCUGGAAUAUGUGAACAAACAUUUACAUCAUUUCCUGACGGAGGAUUUGUUUGAGUUUUUUUUUUUUUUUCACACAAUGUACAUAUUUCAUUCCUCAGCUCACAAAAGACAGCACAAGGCACAAGGCAAGUAAAUCAUAAAUGGAUCUCUUCAGACUAGACUUGCAAGCUCUUUUGUCAAGGUUUUUUUUAAUUAUUGCCUCUUUUUAAAAAAAAUAUUUUCUUCCAUUUGUUUUGCCAGAAUUAUCGGUGCUGUUUUGGAUUUGCUGUAAAUUCCUGCAGUUAAACUGUAAUUCUUUCAGUAAAACAACUUUACUGUUCAUUUACACACUUUGUAAAUGAACUGAAACAACUAUAUAUUGUAAUUUUGUGUUGCAGUUAUUUUGGGACCUUUAUCACAAAACUGGACGACGAAGUUCGCUAUUAAAAUAAACCCCAGAUUAGUUGCUUUUAACUUCAGUCGAUGUCCUAGAUUUGAAGAGGAGUUUAGGUUUUACUGAGCACAGAUAUCCAGCUAUCUUUUGUAAUCCUGCCUCAAGAGACAGAGCCUUGGUUUUUCCUAUUAAUUUGAAAGCAAUUUGAAAUGACUCAUUGUGAUUAUAUGAACUUCCUGGUAUUAAUUCACAGUAUUGGCGACUGAAUCUGAAUUGGAUUACUGAGUUGCUUGUUUGCUUUGGGUCAUUAUAUGGUGUAAAAAUAAACCAGUCUGCUGCGGCACGUCCUAUAUGAAUUGAAUGCAGCACACGGUGUUCAAAUUCAAAGGAAUGACUGUGAAAUAGUCAAGUUUUUAGAUGAUAGACGAUCAUUUAAUUACAGCUUUUAUACUUAAAGACACUUGGAGAUUACUUAAUUGUUCUUUCGAAAUAUAGUUUAAAUUUAAUUCAAUUAUCACUUAUUAUCUGUCUGGUAUUAUCUUCUAGACGUGUCUGGUAUGGAUCAAAAGAGUUUGUAACAGAAACUGUGGCUUUCUCUGCUCAUUUCAUGAUUUUAGCUGUAUAUUACACAUUGGUAGUUUUGUCUGUCAGGAGUUUAGAAACGGGACAGUGCAGGUUUGAAGCUCUUUUGCUGCUGCAGGGGGUGGUGAUUAAGAACAGGACAGCACAUGCCUUAAUGAUAGAAACCCAGACACUGGAAAACUUUAUAUGAUUGCAGAAAGUAAUUGGAGGACUCAAACUAAAAAUCAUAUUAAUAAUAUUAAAGAACACUUCACUUUUGUGCUCUUUACUAAGGUUACAGUAAAAUUUGUUUUCUGAAACUUUCCAAAUCAUACAACAGUAUACCAAAUCACAGUUUGUGCUUUUUGUCCUUUUCAUAAUAACAGCUUUCCAAUCAAUUUCUUUUGCACAACUCCUAAGUGAUAUAAAAAUAUAGAUUACCUCCAGUAUUGAGAGAAGAAUUGUCCUGAAACAGCAUCUGUGUCUGUGCAGUAUGAAGACAGUAUGUUUAAUUUUCUCAUCUCUCAAUAGCCUUAGGUCUACAACACAAUAUGUGCUUAUUUCCCAUGAGCAUGUUCGCCUAAGUUCAUCUGUGAACACAUGAUGAACAUAAAUGUAAAAUACACACGUACAGCAGUAUUUGCUCAGACCCAUAAUGAAAAUAGUUGAAACUCUUGAAAGUGAAGCAUUCUUCCUCUGUACUCAUCUGUUAUUUAUUGGAUAGCUAUAAAAUAAUUAGUUAAGCCAUGAGGGGAGAAAAUAAUUGCUCAAUUAACAUUUUUAUUAUAAGGAUAUGGAGAUGAGUGUGUCAUGUACAGCAUUAAUCAUUAAAUAAUAAAUGGUUUGACUGACAGAAACAAAGCAGGCAUAAAUAGCUGCUAUCUAGCAGUGAUGUUCACAUUCAAAACCUUUCCCAAAACAACAACACAUAACACGAUAAUGUUUUCACAUCACCUAUGUUAUAUUUUAUUGUAGAUAGAUGGGUUGUAAUCGUUACAAUACCAUGUUCAUCAUAUCACAAAAACAGAAAUAAUCUCUUGACUCUGUGGCCAAAAGAAAAGAAAACUUGACCCAAUGUCCAUUUACUCUGUGUUUCUGGAGCUUUUAGCCACAUCUCAUGGCUCUCCAUAACAAGCGAGCAGCUACAUGUGCUGAGGAGGCCCACCAGAUGUGACUGAAAGCUUUAGAAAUUCCAAGUAAGUUUACCUUGUGUUAAGUUUUUACCAGACUGUUCUUCUGAAGGUUUAUUUCCUCAAGUCUAUGUAUUCUUCGGUAAAUACAGGAAGUAUUCACAGAAUCUUUUAUGGUGUGAAAGCGUUAACCAGUCUAGUGUAGUGAGCCGCUGUUCUGUUAUCACUUAUGAUUGCCAUGUGGUAACAAAGCCUGUUGAGUCAGCCCAUGUAACAUUUUAGUACCAUCAGGUCAUCGAAUAAGAGUUUAAUUAAAUGCACUGCAGGGGAAACACAGAGAGAGAAACUUAAUGAUUAGCAUUUGGCAAAACUAGUAAAGCAAUGUAGAUGAUGCAUUUGCCUCAUACCCAAAGAAUUUGUUGCACCUGAACGUCAGAAUGUUAUCGAGGUCAAAGGUUAAUGCCCCUCUGAACGUGUUUACAGAGGCAGCCAUCCACCACUGUUCCAACCAUUUUAUACUGUGAUGUGUUUAAACGUAAGUCACUAAUUUCAUUGUCACCUUCCUUCUCUUUUGCAAAUGAUUUGGCUUCAAGCUGCUCUCACUCCUGCCACGUUAAAGCAGUACAGUUUGAUAUUGUGAGAAAUACGCUUAUUUACUUUCUUGGUGAGAAUUAGAUGAGAAGAUUAAUAUGAAAAAGAUUUACCACCAUUACCUGUGUGAUAAAAGUUACAGCCAUGAGCAGGUUAGCUUGGCUUAGCUUAUCUUAGCUAAGUAUAACUUAGUGCAGACUGGAAACAUGAGGAAUCGGGUAGCUAGCUAGGUAACACAAUCCUCCUACCAGCAGCCGGUAUGGUGAAGUUAUGUGCUGGACAAUUUCUUGCACUGGAGCAGGAACUUCCUGAAAUAACCUACAACAUAAAAUCACAAUUUGUUUCUACACAGUGGAUUUUGUACACAUUAAACAAACAAGAUUUAACACAUUUAUUGUUGAGCUUUAGGUGCUGGUAGGUGGAGUUGGAGCUGUUUCCUCCUGUUUUCAGUCCUAAUACUAAGCUAAGCUACCUGACUGUUUGCUUUAUACUUAUAGUCUAACAGAUCAGUGCUCUCAUAUAACUUUCAACUAUCUGUAAUUCCUCAGUUUUCAUCCUCCUAGACUUUGUAUAAAGCCGUUGAUGCUGUUAACCACCAGACUCCAGCACAAGUCAAGAAUACUAUCUCUAACAUUUUCUACUUUUCCAAGCCACUGGCACCUGACUACAUUUUCUUUUCCUCCCUGAUACUGAGAUUGAGGUGUGUACAAUAUCUCUGCUUCCUAGUUGAGGUCUCCAGCUGGAUGUUUGCCCGCCACCUCAAGAUCAGCCUAAACCAGACUGAGCUGUUGUACUUCCACAGAAAAGCUUGCCUUGUUCGUUCCCACAGCAUUAACAACCCCGGUGAGAUUCUACACAACCACAUCAGAGCGACUCUGCCACCCUGCAGGCUUGAAUUCAGCAUCAAAUCCUUUCUUACUUGGGCUUUUCAGGUCUGGACUAAUGAGAAACCACUCCUGGCCUGAGGUUCCAACCUCAUUUUUUCAGUCCCUUCAACCCAACAAAGAACUGUUCACUUUGUAUUAAUCUUCUCCCAAUUGUCCUUGGUUCACCCCAUACUGCUUGUGACUUCUAAGGAGAAAAAAUGAUGAUCACUGAACUUCAGACAGCAGCCUGUACCCCUUUCCUGCUAUGACUUUAUCAUUUUUUCUUUACCUAAAAUCUCCCCUCGGGCAAGAAUAACUUCUCUGCUUAAGUGACAGCUGAAGAAUCAUUCCCUGUCAUCCUGUCAUUUGUUGCAGUCUCAUCUCUUCAAGAAACAUUCAUGUCAUAUUUCAGUUUUCUCCUCCCACUUUUUAUGCUGGACUUUAUUUAAAAAAAAACAUACUUUGUUUUCCUUAUAUUUGCCUUGCACCUUAUUUUUCAUGGGAUAAUUUAAGGUUACAGAAAUUACAUGUAACAUCCGGCAUCAGGGUCUUACUAUCUUUUCUGCUGAUAUGUUAUUACAAUGUUGAUGAUGGGUUUAAAACUUGCUCCACAAAAGAACAUUUAAUUGGACACUGGAAAAAAUAAUGUGUCUUGUAAAAUAGAAAUGUAGUAGAUAUUAGUUUUAUAAAUGGAAACAGAAGCCUUGACACAGUCACUUCAGGCUUUGGUUCUACCCUGGUGUUCAUUGCUUUGUCCCCUUUCAUUUCAAACAAACUUUUUUCAGGGGUAAAAUCAAUCACUUUUAUGUAAGAAAGUCCAAAGGCACAGGUAUCUCUUUCAUUCAGGCUUCAUGCUGCACAGUAUCUUGGUACUAGUUUCCAUUACAUUUAAUGGAGCAAACUCUUCGAAAACCUUGACAUCAAAAUAAAUAAAAAAAUCUUUAAGUCAGAAGAGUAAACCAACCCUCUGAGAAAGAGUCAAAUUAAGGCAAUUUCCGUCACAAGAGUCGUACCCACUAUUGAAACAAUACAGUUCUCUUUAUUGCAAGUCCGGUUUAUGUCAUAUGUAUACGAUGAAUAGUAGGAAAUGUGAUCUGUUCAAACUUUUCAAAGUAAACUUUGCUGCUGAUGGACGCCAGUAAUUAACUUGAAGUGGAGAGCAGCUACAGCCCUCUGUAACAGUUUACACCUGCAUCUCAUGACAUCAUGACUGCUUCAUUAUUUAAGUCAGUUUGCAUCAGGUCACCAUAAUGACUGCCUGCUGAAGAUAACCUGCUGCAUGCUGGCUAUAGGUUAGGGUGAAUCUGUACUUUGUCCGUUGUAUAACAAAGUGAGUUUGUAGCUCUGUUUGUCUUCGGAGCGACAAACAGAGUGACUCUGGAUCUGUCUUUCAUUUGACCUUUUAAAAAAAUUUCUUCUCCACUUUGUUUUUGGCAUGGGGGUUUAUGAUGCCCAUCGGUUCAUCUGCCUGUCAACACUUUUUCCGAAACUAAUGGCCACAUUUCAAUGAAAAUUCUCCUUGUAUGUUAAGUACUAUAUAAAACAUGCUAUAUAAAAGCUAAGACUCCACAGUAAAAACAAGCCUCAGAGGAAAGCAAAUCCAGAGAUACUUUAAAGUGGGAAGAAUAAUUAAAACCAUAGAGAUGAAGAAUGUAUCAAUCAACUAGUAGUAUAUGUCCUGGCAGGAGAACGAUCAGCAAGAUGUAGACAAGGCAUGUAGUCAGAGUGUCACUGUACAAUACAUCUGGCCGGGAAGAAUGUGGAGGACAGCAGCUUAAAAACCAUUUUUGCUUAUGUACAGCUUCAUCCAACAGAUGUGAUUUGAUGUUAUUGAUGUAACUACUACAAAAGGAUGAUUCACACUCACUCUUUCGUUGGUUUUCCUGCGCAGACUCCCAGGCGGAGCGUAUAUUAUAGAUUUUAGUGAAAAAUCAUUGCAGAGAAUUUCCUGUGUCAUUACAUACAGUAGGUGUGUCACAUACGGCUCAGGAACAAAGAAAGUCUUUAAUCAAUCACAUGUUUUGCCAUCACUAAGGUGGAGAGGGCACAUCUGGUGUCCAGAUGUGUUCUUAAUUUAACAGAUGUCCUUCACCACACUUUAAACACACAUUCAUUCAUGACAUGAAGAUAUUUUUUUUAAACUGCACAGCCUUUAUCAAUUACCGCAUAUAUGUCAAUAAAAAUCAUUAUUCAGUAAUUUCA